Molecule: messenger RNA, 549 nt
Organism: Strongylus vulgaris
Lineage: Eukaryota; Metazoa; Nematoda; Chromadorea; Rhabditida; Strongylidae
Source: the annotation of a GenBank genome assembly
AUGCCUCUCGGAGUCCUCUCAAAGCUUGACCACUUGAAAGCCAUCGGCAUUAUCACUGAGAAGACACUUGGAUAUUAUUCACCAGUAGCCCUUGUUUUCAUUGACUUCAAAAAAACGUUUGAUAUGAUAAUUGCCCAGCAUGACUGCAAUGACAGUGAAGCUCUUGAUGCGUUGAAUACAUACGUCUACAAAGCAAAAGGUUGUCAUCAAACCAUCAGCGAUCAUGAGCAAAAUCAGCAGGCGUCGCCAUGGCACAAAGAGCUUUGGAAAAUGCGAGCAUUUCUUACGGAAAAUGGAAUCGGUGCUUGGCUUUCUUCUGCAAGACCAAAAAUUUUCACAAUGAAUUCGGUCCAUUACGAAGCUAUAGCACUAAAACGAUGGACACCACCCACCAGCCGGCAUUUCGGGAAAGAAAAGCAAAACGCUAUGGGAAGACGACAUAGGAGGAAUUGUGGUGACGCUCAACCAUUAAAUGUGAAUGAACAGAGAAAAGCAAGAAUUCACGCUUAUGGAGACGACUCAAACAUACAUAUGCAGUUCGAAUCCUAG